CUUUGCUCGGAAACUUGUGAUGCAGCCAUACACUGCGGGCCAUGGAGCCAAAUUUGCGGACGACGAUUGUUGGAGAGUUGAUCUCCGAGCUUGACCUGUUGAGAGAUCCUGGCGAUCCAUUCGAAUCACAGAGUUCCAGCCUUCCCAGGUUUUCCCAGGAAGCUGCCUACAAAGACUUUGGGGCUCGAAGAGAUCUCACGGGCAUUUCGCAAUUCUGCAAAGAAAAUAACUCUGGCCGUCAGAAGCUGGAGGAAUUCAAUGAAUUCAGAUGUAAAGACCAGGGUAUUGAGAGCCAGGUGGUGGAUUCAUGUCCUUUACUCGAGAGGCUUAGGAGGAGAUCUGUGUGCCAACAAGAGGACCGUGCCAGACUUCGGAACAAUCUGGAGCUUCGGCAGGCUUUGAACAAUUUGAGUGGCGCAUCUCAAAAUCCAAGUUUCGCUGUGCGCGAGAGGCCUUUCAGCAACCAGCUUGACCUGUGCGAAGCUGACCCUUUGCAUCACACAAACCACGAUGUACACACUGGCCAGAGUCCGUUCACUGGUGUAUGCCAAGGGGAUCGAGCCAAAAUGAUGAGAUGUGGCAGAUAUGAUCAGCUAGGCUGCCUAGGCUCUAUCAAACGAGUCCAGAGAUCACAUUCCACUCCAAGCAGGUCAAAGGAAACACCCCGUUCAUCACAGAUGUCGACACCGUCAACACCCAGGCAUUGCAUCUCUCCAAGAUCUUGUGUACCAAGAAGUCCGUGCCGAAAGUCUCAGCCAGGCGCUUCUUCACCAGUCCGUCACAGCCAAGCCCUUUUGCGUGCUGAAAAGCAUGGGCGGCAGAAAGGCAGUGCACGAUGUCUGAGCGAAGCAAGCAGAGCAAAGCUUCAGCGAGCCUUGCUUCGGCCACCAAGUUGCUCACCAAGACAUGGUGGCCACCAAGCCAUUCAGAGUUGCAGUGAUUUGACUGCUGAUGUCACAAAUGCGCACUUCUUUGAUUUGGGUGAACCAGUGACCUUCGGGCAUGUAGGAAAGGUUCGGCUUUCGACGAAAGUUGCCACUCCACAAUUUGGAAGAGUGAACUUCUUGCAAGGUCUUUAGUGUUUUGGUUGCGUGGUGGUGGCACUGGUACAGAUUUGUGCCAAAGACUGCCGAGGGUGUUGGCAGAAAAA
Messenger RNA from Cladocopium goreaui, 1150 nucleotides. NCBI's taxonomy places the organism in Eukaryota, Dinophyceae, Suessiales, Symbiodiniaceae. The record is from the annotation of a GenBank genome assembly.